AUGACGAGAAUCAAGAUGCCAACCUCCAAGUAUGAUGGCACUUCGGAUCCAGAUGACCACGUGGCUGCUUACGAAGGUCACAUGUUCCUUUACACUGAUGUAGACGCCAUAUGUACUCACUUUGUCAGUAAUAGGCGCCGCGAGCGUACUACGGGAGAAUUAUUGUCUGUCAAACAGGGGGCAAAUGAAAGUUUAAGGGACUAUAUCGGUCGCUUUAAUGUUGAAGCCGUUUCAAUUCCACGCUUACAGCAAGAUGUAGCGGUGCUAGCCUUGAUGACUGGCCUCAAGGAGGGGUCACCGUUUCGAAAUUAUCUGGGUCGUAAAUCUUACACCACUCUGGGUCCCGUCCUGGGUAAAGCAAAUGAUUAUAUCAAGGGGAAGAGUUUGACAAAGCUGUGGGAACCGUGA
This is a messenger RNA of Beta vulgaris subsp. vulgaris (sugar beet), 408 nucleotides long. RefSeq lists its product as uncharacterized. Lineage: Eukaryota; Viridiplantae; Streptophyta; Magnoliopsida; Caryophyllales; Amaranthaceae. The transcript is spliced from 2 exons. The record is from RefSeq and is a predicted model, not a curated record. Bases 1 to 408 code for a protein of 135 amino acids.